AUGGCGUCCGACAGUGCCGCCAGACGCUCGCAGCAGCUCGCCGUGGUUUCCGCGUCCGCGGAAGCCGCCGCAGUGGACAUUGCGCCUCCCGCCUCCGGGCUUGCCUCGUCACCUCCCGCCGCCAUUGUCGUUGCGGCGCCAGCUGCUGCUCAACCGCCGCUAUCCGAAAUACAGGCGAGUCGGGUUCAAUCCCCUCUGGUGGCGUUAAUUGACAAAGGCAGCGACGCAGCCCGUCCCCCUCUGGUCAACCCCCCUGUAACGUCCCCCUGGGCGCGCGCGCGCGAGCAGGUUCCGGAGGAGGACGAGCGGCUCGAGCCAUGGCUGGCGCACGUGUCGGUGCUCGUGCACCUCGCCACCUUCGCCAUCAUCGGGGUGCUGAUCCGGUACGGGCUGGAGGUGCUGUUCGGGCCGGAGGUGGCGCACGUGACGGACGACGAGCAGACCGUCUUCAUCGACCUGCCCGCCAACAUCGCGGGCAGUUUCAUAAUGGGCAUGGUGGGCGUGGCGGCGAAGCGGCACAUAGCGGCGUAUUCGGAGCACCUGGCCAUCGGGCUCUCAACGGGGCUGUGCGGCUGCAUCACGACGUUCGCGUCGUGGAAUCAGCGCAUGCUCGCCAUCCUCGCCUCCGGCCUCUGGGUGCGCGCGCUCGCCGGCUACAUCGUCGGUGCCGCGCUGCCCUUCGUGUCGCUCAUGGCGGGGAUCGACUUGGCGGAUGGCAUCAAGUGGCAGAUCAAGCGCGCCAACGACCGCCGCACCGCGCACGGGAAACCACCCCUGCGCGCGCCACGCGGGGACCACUUUGACCGGCGGUGGGCGUCGCUGCUGCUCUUCUUCUGCCUCUCCGUCUUCCUCGUCACCGCCGCCGCCAUCGGCACCGCGCUCGACGACUGGUCGUCCAAGACGCGCCGUCUCUGGUUUGCGUGCGUGGUGGCGGCGCCGGGCGCGUGGCUGCGCUGGUACCUGUCGUGGUUGAACGGCGGGGCGGUGGGCAAGGGGCGGUGGUGGCAGUGGGUGCCUGUGGGCACGGUGGCUGCCAACGUGAGCGCGUCCGUGCUGGAGGCCGCCCUCUCUACCGUCGUGCUCACUUACAACAACGAGGUGAGUGUGCUGGCGGUUGGAGCGCUACAGCUGGGGUUCCUGGGGUCACUGAGCACCGUGUCAACGCUCAUGGUGGAGGUCCUCGCGCUGCAUAAGGCCAAGACCGGCCGCUGCUGGCGCCCCUACUUCUACCUCUACUGCAUCACCAUCCUCCCCUCCUUCCUCAUUGGCAUACUCGUCUACUGCUUGCCCGUCUGGGUGCUCGACUACACCUCCAAAUACAACCACUUAUAA
This is a messenger RNA of Closterium sp. NIES-65, 1332 nucleotides long. NCBI's taxonomy places the organism in Eukaryota, Viridiplantae, Streptophyta, Zygnematophyceae, Desmidiales, Closteriaceae. The record is from the annotation of a GenBank genome assembly.